AUGCGUCGACCCUUAUCGUGUACCCAUCGCACAACAACAACAACAACAACAACAACAACAACAACAGCCGUGUGCUGGCUGCUGUUCACGUGGUGGACCGUGUCGGACGCCGUGGUCGCCUCGACCACUCCCACAACCCCACCGCCGGACUGGAGUACCGCAUGUCGUGCGCAAGGUUGGGAUCCUUCCCAAUUGGCUUGUACGACUUGCGACUUGCUCCCGGUUACAAUGCAAUCCUCGUGUCGUACUUGUUGUCAAUCCUACAAGGAUGUCUCGCGGAUUACCAAGCCCUACGCUGCCGCCGUCCUGGUCGUACCGGAAUCCGCCGCGAUGGGCGGCAGUGGCGACCUGUCCGAGUUUGUGACUCACGAUUGGGACGCCUUGGUCCAGACCAAGGGGUCCAAGGUCUUGCAGAAACAGACGCAGAGUCGUGGUGGAGCGUACGGAUUCUUUGCCGCACCGGCCGUCCUCUACUUUUUUAACGCCCCGCUCCCUACCAAGGCUCUCUCCGCAACCGACUUGAAUCAGCGAGCCGAAGAAAGAAUUUACGUAGACGGUUGGAAACGUGACGAAAUACGAGACAUGCUGGAGUCACUCUUGCCGUAG
Phaeodactylum tricornutum CCAP 1055/1 is the source of this 606-nucleotide messenger RNA. RefSeq lists its product with no specific name. The coding region runs from base 1 to 606 and encodes 201 amino acids. Lineage: Eukaryota; Bacillariophyta; Bacillariophyceae; Surirellales; Neidiaceae. The transcript has a single exon. Gene Ontology annotation, molecular function: oxidoreductase activity. The record is from RefSeq and is a predicted model, not a curated record. Gene Ontology annotation, cellular component: endoplasmic reticulum lumen.